Syngnathoides biaculeatus (alligator pipefish) is the source of this 5416-nucleotide messenger RNA. RefSeq names its product follistatin-like 4 (gene fstl4). Lineage: Eukaryota; Metazoa; Chordata; Actinopteri; Syngnathiformes; Syngnathidae. The coding region runs from base 501 to 3014 and encodes 837 amino acids. Gene Ontology annotation, biological process: regulation of BMP signaling pathway; multicellular organism development; cell differentiation. Gene Ontology annotation, molecular function: protein binding. The transcript is spliced from 18 exons. The record is from RefSeq and is a predicted model, not a curated record.
GAAGUGUAGCUCCACGGUGACAGACCUAUGCCAAUGACAAGACAAUGGUUGCAAUGACGAGAGAAGUAUAACGAGGAAUAUCGACGAAAGCGGGAUUAAGCAAAGGCAAACUAAGGAUAUUUUUCUCCAGCCUGGCAUGCUCAUGUGUUGCCCUGCGUCCCCCCCCCCCCUCCACCCAAAACCCUCCCUCCCCUCCUGCUGACGUAAGCACGGCAGCCCGCUUGAAAUAGGGCGGCGGAGGUGCGCGCCACACUCAGACGAAGACGACGAAGAGGAGGAGAGAGAAUCCCGCCACCGAGAAGCGCAAAAGAGAAGAAGCUGCAGAAAGAGGAGCUCGGAGGAUGGCGAACCGCCGCUGAUACUUUGGGAAUCCAAACCACUCGCACACAUCAAAACACAUGCGGAGCUGAGAAGCCCACAGGAGUGUCACACUUGGACUCUUUUUGCACAUUUUUUUUUGCACCUUUUUUUCCCUCGGGAGUAAGACAGGGAAGCCGCCGAUGGGCCGCCUCGCUGCUUGGGUUGCGGUUCUGGCCGCCCUGUCGGCCUGCAGCCGGGCCGGAGGGCACAAGAGAGGCGACGCGGACGCAGGGAGCAUCCCGCAGACGUCCUUGGAAACGCCAUCCAUGGAGAGGGUCGAGGCGGCCAAGAGCAUCGAUCAAUCCGUCUUUGACCCGGACAGCGGACCCUGCCGGAGGACGUACUGCGGCCGCGGCCGCCAGUGCGUGCUGAUGGCGGCGACAGGUCGCGCGGAGUGCGUGUGCCAGGAGAAAUGCCAUCCAUCUUUCGUGCCGGUGUGCGGGUCGGACGGACGCUUCUACGAGAACCACUGCGAGGUCUACCGCACCGCCUGUGUGGAGAGGAGGCGCGUCUACGUGGUGCACACCAAGGACUGCUUCUUCAGAGGUAACGCAUGCACCAUGUCGGAGUACAACCGCCUGAAGAGCUUGCUGCUGGACAUCAAAACCACCCCCGGGAGCCCCGAAACCGAACGCAACCAGCAAAGGGACAUGGAUGCCAGGCGGGUGCUGGUGGACACCAUGUACAAGUACCUGGACGUGGACCAGGACGGACGACUGGUUGGCGACGAACUGGAGAAGAUCUCCAUGAAAGAGCACUUGGACAACGCCUUGCUGCACUGCACCAUGCAGGACCUGCUCCGCUACGACGACUACAACAACGACGGACACCUCAGCCUGCACGAGUUUUACACCGCCUUCCAGGUGGUCCAGCUGAGCCUGGCCGAGGACCGGCGGGUCAGCGUCUCGACGGUGACGGUGGGCCUGAGUGCCGUCCUCACCUGCGCCAUUCAGGGGACCCUGCGGCCGCCCGUCAUCUGGAAGAGGAACGGCGUGGUUCUCAACUUCCUGGACCUCGAGGAUAUCAAUGACUUUGGGGAUGACGGCUCGCUGUACAUCACCAAGGUGACGACCAUUCACAUGGGGAACUACAGUUGCCAUGCCUACGGCUACGAGGACCUCCACCAGACGCACGUGCUGCAGGUCAACGUGCCUCCGGUGAUCCUGGUCUACCCGGAGACGCAGGCCCAGGAGCCCGGCGUGUCUGCCAGCCUGCACUGCCGCGCCGACGGCAUCCCCGAUCCCAAACUGCUGUGGCUCAAGAACGGCGUGGAGCUGCAGCCGCGCUCCGCCAAGCAACUUUCUCUCAAAGCUAACGGCAGCGAGCUGUUCAUCGGCAGCGUCCGCUACGAGGACACGGGCGCCUACACGUGCAUCGCCAAGAACGAGGUGGGCGUGGACGAGGACAUCUCUUCGCUGUUUGUCGAGGACUCCGCCAAGAAGACGCUUGCAAACAUUCUGUGGCGAGAGGAAGGUUUGAGCGUCGGCAACAUGUUCUAUGUGUUUUCCGACGAGGGCAUCACAGUGUUGCAGCCCGCCCUGUGCGAGAUCCGCCGGCAAAUCAAGCGCACCGAGAGGAUCGUCGCCACAUACGAGGAGAUGUGCCCCAAAGGCGAGGGUCCGUCCCCCCAACGCUGCGUGUGGUCGUCGGCGGUCAACGUCCGCGAGAAGUACGUCUACGUGAGCCAGCCCCUCCAGAGCCGACUCCUGGUGGUGGACAUCCAGGCGCAGCGGGUGGUCCAGGCCGUAGCCACAGAUCCGUUUCCCGUGAAGAUGCUCUACGACAAGUCACACGACCAAGUGUGGGUGCUCGCGUGGGGCGACAUGGACCGCACGCACCCGUCGUUGCAGGUAAUUCCUCAGGCCAGCGUGGGAGAAGUCCAUCACGCCAUCCGCACCUCCUUCCAGCGUGUCAGCGACUUCUUCAUCCCACCGACCAACCUCAUCAUCACUCACGUGAGGUUCGCCUUUGUCUUCCUCCAAGACGAGCCGGCGGUGCACAAGGUGGACCUGGAGACCUUCCGGCGCGUCAAGACCAUCAGCCUGAAGGACUACGGCUGCGUGCCGGCCGCCAUGGCCUACACGCACCUGAGCGGCAUCUACUUCGUCCAGUGCCAGGGCGGGAAGGCCCAGCUCCUGGUGGACGCGGUGACUGACGCGGUGGUGGGGCCCAACCGCGACAUCACCGGCCGGGCUUUUGUGUCGCCGGACGGCCGCUUCAUCGUGACGCCAGGCGGUGGGGGCGGCGACACCCGGCUGACGGUGCAAACGGUCUCCUUCCAGGGGGAGAUGAGCCUCCGACAGGAAGCGAAGGACCCCAUCGCCAUCUCGGACCUGGUCUUCCAACCCUCCUUUGUCAUGUCCAACAAAUAUGUGGCGGUGGCCGCCUCGGACUCUUCUGCCAACUUGCUCUUCGCCGACCUGUCCUCUGGACACACGGAGAUCCUCCGGGGCCUCAAGGAGCCGCUGGGCCCUCGGAGCUGGCCCUGGGGGGCGCCUUAUCGGGUGGUGGUCUCCAGCGGCCCGUUCGGACAGUACCUCUUGACGCCGUCGGCCGAGUCCCUCUUCGUCCUGAACGGCAAGCAAAGAACGCCGCACUGCGAGGUGUCGGACGUCACGAGGGGCAAUACGGUGGUCUGGGUCGGCGAGGUAUGAGUACAGAAAAAAAAUAAAAAUAAAAAUCAAUAAAAACAAACAAAAAAAAUCAGUAGGACUUAACUAAAAACGAAAGGCCCGGACCCUGGUAUUUAAUUACAGAAUGAGGAGGAUUCGAUGUGUUGGGUUUUCAAUGUGUUUAAAAAAAAAAAAAGUUAUUGUUGUGAUAGUCUCGCUGGGAGAAAGUGUCAAUAGUGUUCAGUGCGACACAAUUGUCCAUGAUUGCACUUCCCUUCCGUGUUAUCACUGCAAGUUAGGUACCUGACCAGGGGUUACCACACGACGAACUAUGCACAAUGCUCACUUUUUUAGAGUAAAAACAAGCUUUCCAAUUUUUUUUUGUUUUUUUUUCCCGUGUGUGUUCAUCGUCUUCACCAGUGCUAACCACAAACUGUUCUUCAAUGUCCGCAUUUAGUGUCUGUGAGUCCUUUUAGAUGCUGUAUUAUCCUACGCCGCCUCACCUUUCAUACAAUGUCACCCGAUUCCGUUUUCAGAAACAAUCUUAGCAACCCUCCCGUUUACGUCGUAGCUGCAGACCUCUGAAAGUCGACGAAAGGCUGUGAGCAUUUGUUUGCAUUUUAACUGUGACAACUAGCUAGAAAAGUCGCAAAGCCACGUGGAAUGCAAAUUAUUCAAAUCAAAAGCAAUCCUUGAUGUGUAUCCCAUACAUAAAUCCUCAACAAACAAACAAAAAAAUAGUUUAGGUUUGUACCCAAUUACUUUAAAAGUCAACAUUUCUGCAGUGACGUUUAAAGGGAAAUUUUGGUGGUUUGAAUGAACAAUGUAUCCAAUAAGUCAUGUCAUAUGUACUGUAUCAUGAAAAUGUAACUUUAACGUGUUUUGAGAAGAUUUUUAUCGGCAAUUACGAAUUUUCACGGGCGCUGCCAUUUUGGCGAGUCACAUGACUUACGUGCGCGGAUGUGAUGUAAAUCCUAGCCGUUUUGUAGCGUCUUCACAUGAGUUACCACCACGAUGGGACACAGAAAAAUACCCUACUGUAUCUCUAAAUUUUGCCAUAAUUCGGACAGGAGUAAUCCGUAAAAUGCUGGGUGGCAUGUUCUGCCCGGUAAGAAAAAGAAUCAUGGAAUGACCAGAAACCGGAGUCCCCGGAGAAAAGCUACGCACGGACAGGGGGGAGAACACGCAAACUCAACAAUUCUGCACACACACGCACAUAAAACCCCCCCCCCCCCCCCAAAAAAAAAAAUCGAGCCCAGGUCCUCAGAACUGUAAGGCCAACACUUUACCAGCCGAGCUACCGUGCCGCUGUUGUGGAGUUUGUAUUAACUUCCACCAAGCCAAAAUUGGCGGUGCCCGUGAAAAUUGGUAAUUGCCGAUAAAAAUCUUCUCAAAACACCAUUAAAUGGGAGAGGAUUAACAUCACAUUGUCAAGGUACAGGACAUAUGACAUGAAAUAUCGGAUACAUUGUUAAUCCAAACCACCGGAUUUCCCUUUAACAUUUGAAGUCGACAAAUUAGUUUUUUGGUACCUCGUCUUCCAGUCGGCCAAUUUGAAGAGGACUUUCAACACGCCAGUUAGCUGCUAUCGCUAGACUGAAACGCACUGUGGUGCAGCAAAACAGGACGACAGUGUUCACACGUCGGAUCGGGUCAGAGAGUGCAAAAAUAAGAUGGUCUUGGAACAGCAGAGAAGUUACCCUAAAAUAUUUAUUGUGGUACCUCGGGACCACCGGCGAGGAACGAGGGAAGCAGCGUGAAGUGAGACUAACGCGCAGACGACAACUGUGUGCCAACGACAACUUUAGUUAUCAUAGAUCUUGUUUCUAACAACACAAUAUAAAACAACUGAUCGCACGCUUGUGUGGGUUUCACGAUUUUACUAAAAAGAUAAACCUUUCUACAAAUACUCACAGCCUCACAUUUUUUUUUUUUUUAUUUGAGCAACCGAACAGCAAAAUGUUGUCCAAACAGAAUUCGCGUUUUCUACCUACAAAUCUUCAGUGAUCGGAAAACGGCAAAGUGCGUCCCAACCGAACCCAAAUUGUGGCUCUCACGGUUGACUUAGGUUGCUAACCUUAGUCUGAGGGUUCACUCUUGGCAGCUAGAGGUAGCCAAUCUAUAUCUUCUGAUCUACCGACUCAACUCUGCGUAUGGAGUAGAGACAGCUGUGAGACGUGCAUGCCAUCGAAUUCAGUUGUCCGCCAUAUACCUCUCUCAGUGACCUUCAUAGUCGUGUGAAAAGAAAGUGUCACGUUUGUUUGUUUUGAUCUCGUAAGCGUCCCGCCACCGAGCUAGCUAGCCUAAUUGUCUCAAAUGUCUGAUCGCAAAAGAUGAUGGUACCUUCCCACGGUUGUUGUAGAUAACGUGUUUAGGACACAUGACAAGUGACUGUACAGGUUUUGUUUUUUUCUGUAUGCAUUUUUUGUGUGUUCUCUGGUUGA